Molecule: messenger RNA, 2186 nt
Organism: Zootermopsis nevadensis
Lineage: Eukaryota; Metazoa; Arthropoda; Insecta; Blattodea; Termopsidae
Gene: Ccdc114
Product: Coiled-coil domain containing protein 114
Source: RefSeq, a predicted model, not a curated record
ACUACUGAUUUUCUGUAAAUUUCUGAUCCGUACUGUAGGCUUAACCAUGUCGAUCCGUAAACACCGGAAAACGGCAGUUAUUGCCACAGGUUUAAUAUAGUUGUAAUCAUGGAUUCAUACAUGUGGUAACGCCAACUAUUGAAAUGUCGUGUUUAUUAAAUAUGUCCUGGACAGUGUAUAAAAUAAUAGUGGCAGUGGAGGAGAACGUUAGUUUUUGUCUGAACGUAGCAGUUUUACAACAGUUACGAAUUAAAGACAUUUGUUGCAACCAAGGAUGAAUUUCGUCACUCAUUCGCGUAAUUUCGCCGAGACAGCAGUCAUAUCUGAAUGGCGCUGAGGAAGGCAACUGCUGAAGACUUGGAUAUGAAUCACUUGGCAAAAGCAGAACUGAGUCGCCUACAGCGACAAUACCGCAUUAUGGAAGGUGACCGGCAGUCAUACUCUCAGGAAACAAACAUUGUCUUACGGAAACAGAGGAGAAUGAUCAAAACCCUGGAGGCCGAGAGGAAAGAGCUGCUAACAAAUCUUCAUGUGGCCAAGUCUCCGUUGAAUGACGUUAAGGACAACAAGGUGACCUCAGAGCUUGCCCGACUUCUGAACCUCACUGACAGAUAUGAUGCUGCUGUCAAAUCAGAAAAGCUACAGUUAUCAGAACUGAACUUGCAGAUAAAGAAGGUGGAGAAAGAAGUUUUGGAACUGAAGAAACUUGACAUUAGUGACAAUGUGUUGUUACAAAAGUCACGUAAUACUGAGAGAAAUGUUAGCAGCUUGGAGAACCGGCUCGGAGUGGUGACUGGCAAGUUCAACAUGGUGAUUGCUGGCAAUGGAAAGAUGCGUGAUGAGAUCAAUCACUUGCUGAAGGAGAGGUCAUAUUUCAAUAAAUCGUUCCAGCAGCUGGUCAGCCGCCUCAAUUCUGGCAAGAAGGUGAUGGUGGACCUGAUUGAGCAGGCCACACUGGCAUACGACCAGAGAGAGGAAUCACAGAACAAGUUGCAAGCUCUCAAAGAACGAGCGAAGCAAGACCUGCAGCAGCAGAGCCAAGAGAUCAGGGAACUGCAGCGCCGCUUGGACCGUGAUGUCAAGCUGCAGGAGUUUCUAGGAGUUAAGGGACAGCGACGCAUCAUGGCUGACCUAGAAGCAAGAGAAGCACUCAGAUUCAAGAAGAAAAGGGAAGCCGCAGAACACAUGAUCACAACAUUUGAGAAGAUCUUGUCACAGAUCAAGGAAUUCUCUGGAGAGACUGACAUUGACCGACUAGCUGCGCAGUUUGUGAAGCAGGAGGAAGAGAACUUUGCGAUCUUCAAUUAUGUCAACGAACUUAACAAUGAGGUGGAGGCACUGCAGGACCAGGUCUGGAACCUGCACCAAAAGAUUGAGGAUCAGCGUGACCUGAGAAAUCGUCGUGUACUUCAACAGCAGGAAACACUGGCCCGCCUUGCCAGCACACUCACUGAGAAGACGAGCAGUGCUGACUGUGUGCAGAGAAAGUUGCAGGAGUGCAGUGCCAUUCUGGAGAAACUGCUGCAGGGCAUUGAGCACAUCUUUCACCUGAUGCGCUGUGACCGUGCUCCCGUACUCUUUCUGCUGGGUGACAACAAACAUGUAACGGCAUACAACGUGAUGCUGUACUUGGACAUCAUCGAGCGCAGAAUCAUUGAUCUGAUGAAUGUGAUGUGCUGUUUGGAGUAAAAUGUGCCUAAAAUGCAGAUGCACAUCAGUGAGGACUGCCCUAGCAAACCUCAGCCUCUCCCCAUCUGUGAGACUGUGCCACACACCUGUGCCCUCAUUGAGUUAGAGGGACAGCAUAGCAAAGAUUGUUUAUUGGAUUGAUUGCUUCUGUUUCUCACACACUAGAAGUAAUACAAUUGUAACAUUAAAGCCAGGAUAGCUGCAGCAUUGGCUGUGACUGCAGUUGUCAUUUCUAAGCACUUGCAGGAAUUUUUCUUUUUCCAUCACUGCUUCCAGACUGGUUCUGGGACACAACUAUUACAUGCUUACCAUGGCUUUUUUCCUUGGGAUAAAGCAGCCAAAGAAUGAAGCUGACAUCAUUCAUGGUGCAACUAGUUUGUAGAGCUGUGGUUUCGACAGUCUUAAUAGGUGUCCAAUGAUUAUUCAUUGAAAAGGAAACAUACAUUUAAAAAAAGUAUUGUGUAUCCUGAUGUGAAAAAAUUACAAGAUACCCAAAG